Molecule: messenger RNA, 1335 nt
Organism: Haliotis rubra (blacklip abalone)
Lineage: Eukaryota; Metazoa; Mollusca; Gastropoda; Lepetellida; Haliotidae
Exons: 4
Coding region: 50-1093 (347 amino acids)
Source: RefSeq, a predicted model, not a curated record
GGAUUGCUUCCUCAAGUUCCUCACAAGGACCACCCCGGUAAUACAGACAAUGGACUCCAUCGCCGGGUGUGUAGUGCAUCCGCUGGUGCUGCUUCUUCUCCAAACAUUGCAUCACAGUGCGUCUGAACUGGUCUGUCCCAGUGUUGGGUAUCUUGGAUCUCCUGCUAACCUGACCUGCAUCUCACCCAGUGAUGUCACGUCAUAUGGAUAUACAACAUCGCAGGGUGAAGUUGCUGCCAUCUGUAAUGUGCCAGGUUCAUCAUGUACAUCAGUGGGUGACUACAUGGCGUCUACCAUUAACCAGACACACAGCCUCCUCACCAUACCUGCAGUACAACCAGCACAUGUAGGGGAGUGGAGAUGUCACAACUCGCCCUGUAACCUCACAGUUGUCAAAGAGCCGUCAUGCUUCCUUACAUACGCCGCGAACUCUUCCUCUCGCUGUGAUGGGGGAGAUCUUAUGGCCCACGUCAUUGGAUAUUACUGUUCAGAACGGGUCCAUCUGAAGCUGGUGUCUGAAGGCUCUGACACCGAACUUGCUAAUGAAACAGUCCAUGAGACGAAAAACAUAACCGUUCAAAUCUUAGUCACCAGCACUCCUUCCAACUUGGUCUUCACGUGUGGCGGAUACAUUCGAACUAUUCCAUGCAGCUGCAACAAAGAGACUGUCAGAACAGAACGAGAGAAGAAGGACGGUAUCUUAAAUCUACAAACAUUUCUGAUUGCGGGCAUCUUUGUGUCAGGAUUUGUCAUAACUCUCAUCAUCUUAACCUGCGUCCUGGUGAAAAGGAGAACUCUAAAAGCUGGUUCUGAAAUGCAGUGUUCCAACACGAAUUCUGCAUCUGCCCCUCCAGGUGACGCAUCUGGUGAACCAUCUGAUGUACACGUGUGGGGAGUAGAGGGUGGUGGUUUGGGUGCCUUAGAUGCUUUACCUACAGCGAUGGAGCAAGAACACCACUCUCCCGCCAUGAACAUAGAACUGAGCACGUUUGGACUAUAUUCAAGUGACACGACACUGUUAGAUGAUGACUUCGAUUAUGAUGGUGAUGAUGGUGAUGAUGAUGAUGAUGAUGAUGAAUUUGAUGUGAUAUGAUAGGUUUCUUGGAUAAACAGUGAGAGACUCGAAUUUGUCAGAAUAUACUACACGAAUGAAUUUUAAAUAUGCAAGACUCCAACUCUGACCUUUUGGGGACUGAGCUGGGGACACAAAGUCAUGAUUCCACCCAAUAAUUCUAGUAUUCCUCCACGCCACAAACACAAGCAAUAUUGGAAUCAUGCAUAGUGAAUCAGUGAGUGAUUUCGUCGCAGCUUUUAGCAAUACUCGAGCAAUAUCAC